Pangasianodon hypophthalmus (striped catfish) is the source of this 9119-nucleotide messenger RNA. RefSeq names its product neurexin 2a (gene nrxn2a). The record is from RefSeq and is a predicted model, not a curated record. The coding region runs from base 831 to 5846 and encodes 1671 amino acids. Lineage: Eukaryota; Metazoa; Chordata; Actinopteri; Siluriformes; Pangasiidae. The transcript is spliced from 25 exons.
GGUUAAGGGCGCGAGCAGCGCGCGGGAACGACAACCAGCCUCCGCUCCGGCUCUCACACACGGAGGCAGGUGGAGCAGCCUUACCUCAGAGACAACCCUGGAAGGAAAAGGAGAAGGAAAAGCAAAAGGAAAAGGAAAAAAAGCGUCUGUGGACUCUAUACGGCGUGGAUAUUAAACAAAGAACGUCCUCAGUUGGUUCUCGAGGUGACACGGCUGAACGGCGAGCAGCUGGCGUGCCUCUGCGGGGAUGAUGGGUGCCCGUUUAAUUUGUGAAGUCGAGUCUGGUGUCUCAGCCUCCCUCCCAUUUUUUCCUCCCAAGGUCGUUUGGUGCAGGCCUGGGCAACAGAGGAUUGUGGGAAUGGCAUCUAUCCCCGCUGUGGUGUGUCUUUGAUCAGUGGAACAUUGGCAACCCGUCUCUGGAAGGAACAGUAGAAUGAAACAGAGUGAAUGAAAGUCAUGUGUUCCAACUGCAUUACCACCCGCAAACAAACCAACAGCGAAUGAAACCCAAAAAUUAAUUCAUUAUUCACCUAAAUCUGUGGUGUUGCCAAUUUAACAUGUGGAAUCAAGUAACAUUUUGAGUCAGUCUUGGAUUUUGGAGGACUUUUCUUAAAUGUAUCCUUCCAUGGAAAUACUCAGAGAAAAAUCAGGAUGGAGAAUCAAGUCAAAAGAAACCUUUAGAUACUAGGGAGUUUUAGAAUCUGGGGCCAUCUAUUUGCACAGUGCUAUUUUCGAAAAGGCCAAAUACAUUAACACGCCACGCUGGGAAUAAAUUUCUCCUCUGCUGUGGAGAAACGGAACAUUAGAAAAAGGAUUAGGAGUGUGCUUGAAUGAUGAUGGCAAGGAAGUGGAGGUGUAGUGGGAGGCGGCUGAGGAUCUCAGCGCUGCUGUUGCUGCUGGCGGCUUCGUCACUGGCACUGGAAUUUGACGGCCUUCCAGGCCAGUGGGCGCGUUAUGGGCGUUGGGAGGCUGGCGCUACGGGUGAACUGAGCUUUGCAAUGAAGACCAAUGUGAGUGAAUCCGUGCUUCUUUACCUGGACGACGGUGGCAACUGUGACUUCCUGGAACUGCUGAUCAGUGACGGUCGCCUGCUGCUGCGUUUCGCCCUGCACUGCGGUGAGCCCGCUACGCUCCACAUGGAGACACGUGUCAGUGACCAGCGCUGGCACCGGGUGCAGCUGGCACGGAACUACCGCCACACCAUGCUAACGGUGGACAGUGAGGCAAAGGUGGCCGAGGUCAAAUCCAAGCGUAAGGAGAUGGUGGUGGCAAGUGACCUUUUUGUGGGUGGAAUUCCUCCCGACGUACGCCUUUCCGCUCUUACCUCCAGCACCGUCAAGUACGAGCCUCCAUUCCGGGGCCUGAUCGCCAACCUAAAACUAGGAGAAACUGCUCCUGUCCUUCUGGACAGCCAAGGUGUGAAGAUUGACCUGGAGUACCUUUGCACCAAACAGAACCCCUGUAGCAAUGGAGGACACUGCUCCGUCUACCAGAACGAUAUCCUGUGUGACUGCACCAACACCGGCUACAAGGGAAAGUACUGCAGUGAAGCUGUCCAGCAAGUGUUAGAAGGUCUGGCGCACCUGAUGUUAAAGAGCCAAGCCCCAGGACCUGCUCCACUGAAGGCCACUGCAGCUGCAGGUGUUACUGAACCAGGGCGAGCCGAGUCAGUGGCCACGUUCAAGGGCAGCGAGUUCUUCAGCUACAACCUUUCCCAGACGCCCAUCCAGAGCAGCUCGGACGAUAUCACGCUAUCGUUCCGUACGGUCCAGCGCAACGGCCUGCUUCUGCACACAGGAAAGGGGGCUGAUUAUGUCAACCUGUCGCUGAAGAGUGGCGCUGUGUGCCUCGUCAUCAACCUGGGCUCGGGCGCCUUUGAAGCCCUGGUGGAGCCAUCCGAGGGCAAGUUUAAUGACAACGUCUGGCACGCCGUGCGCAUCGCCCGCAACCUGCGCCAGGUCACUAUAUCUGUGGAUGGGCUGUUGACGACCACAGGUUACACCCAGGAGGACUACACCAUGCUGGGUUCAGAUGACUUCUUCUAUGUGGGAGGCAGUCCAAACACGGCCGACCUACCCGGCUCUCCGGUCAGCAACAACUUCAUGGGCUGCCUCAAAGACGUGGUCUAUACCAAUAACGAGUUUAGGCUGGAGCUCUCUCGGCUGGCUGAAUUGCGAGACCCAAAAGUGGCCCUACAUGGUGAACUGACCUUCCGCUGUGAGGAUGUGGCUGCCCUUGAUCCUAUCAGCUUCGAUACAUCUGCUGCCUACGUCAGCCUCCCUCACUGGACCGGCAAGAAAACUGGAUCAAUCUCCUUUGACUUCCGCACCACAGAAUCCAGCGGCCUUCUGCUGUUCAGCCACGGGCACAUGCAAGGUUCACGCGAGCACCGACCCAGGGUUGACUUUUUUGCCAUGGAACUGCUGGACGGCUUCCUGUACCUCCUCAUGGACAUGGGCUCAGGCAGCAUUAAGUUAAAGGCCAGCAGCAAGAAGGUGAACGACGGCGAGUGGUGUCAUGUGGACUUCCAGCGAGAGGGACGCAAAGGCUCCAUCUCAGUGAACGGCCGCAGCAUGCCCUUCUCCACCAAUGAAGGCAGUGAGAUCCUGGACCUGGAUGGUGACAUGUACCUUGGUGGUCUCCCUGAGGAAAGCAAGGCUCUUCCUCUGCCCCCCGAGGUGUGGACAGCAUCUCUGCGGUUGGGCUUCGUGGGCUGCAUGCGGGACAUGUUUGUAGACGGUCGGAGCCGGGACCUGCGGCGUCUGGCCGAGCUGCAGAGUGCGGCAGGCGUCAGUGUCUCCUGCACACGUGAGACCCACCGACGCUGCAGCACCGAGCCCUGUUCCCAUGGCGGCCAUUGCCACGAAGGCUGGAACCGCCACAUAUGCGACUGCACCGGCACUGGAUACCUGGGGCCCAACUGUGAAACUGAGUCCACAGUGCUGAGUUAUGAUGGCAGCAUGUUUCUGAAGGUGCUUAUGCCUCGCGCCAUGCACACGGAAGCUGAGGAUGUCUCGCUGCGCUUCAUGUCCCAGAGGGCUUACGGUUUGCUCAUGGCCACCACCUCCUCAGAGUCCGCCGACACCCUGCGCCUGGAGCUGGACGGAGGAAAAGUCAAACUCACCGUCAACUUAGAUUGUAUCGGGAUAGACUGUAACCUUAGUAAAGGACCAGAGACUCUCAAUGCAGGGCACAAGCUGAAUGACAAUGAGUGGCACUCUGUGAAGGUGGUGCGCCGGGGCAAGAGCCUGCAGCUCUCUGUAGACAAUGUGACUGUGGAAGGCCAGAUGAGCGGAGCACACACACAGCUGGAGUUCCACCAUAUCGAGACUGGCAUCAUGACAGAGCGCCGCUUCAUUUCUGUCAUGCCCUCCAACUUUAUUGGGCACCUACAGGGCCUUUCGUUUAACGGCGUGCCCUACCUGGACCAGUGCAAGAAUGGCGACAUAUCGUACUGCGAGCUGAAUGCCCGCUUCGGCAUGCGUCGCAUCGUGGCCAAGCCGGUGAGCUUCAGGACCAGAGGCAGCUACCUGGCUCUGUCCACCCUGCAGGCCUACACCUCCAUGCACCUGUUCUUCCAGUUCAAGACCACCAGCCCUGACGGCCUGCUGUUGUUCAACUCCGGAGACGGCAGUGACUUCAUCGUGGUGGAGCUGGUCAAAGGGUAUAUCCAUUAUGUCUUCGACUUGGGCAAUGGGCCAUCACUCAUGAAGGGCAACUCCGACAAGCCACUCAACGACAACCAGUGGCACAAUGUGGUGGUGUCUCGAGAUGACAGCAAUGUGCACACACUUAAGAUCGACUCCCGCACUGUCACCCAGCACUCCAAUGGAGCCCGCAACUUGGACCUCAAAGGGGAGCUGUACAUUGGUGGUGUGGGGAAGAGCAUGUACAACAGUCUGCCUAAGUUGAUAGCAUCUCGAGACGGUUAUCAGGGCUGCCUGGCUUCUGUGGACCUCAACGGCAGGCUGCCAGACCUCAUCAGUGAUGCCCUACAUAAGGUGGGCCAAGUGGAGAAAGGAUGUGACGCUGGCCCAGGCACGACCUGCUCCGAGGACUCGUGCUCACAUCAGGGGGUGUGUCUCCAGCAGUGGGAAGGCUUCACCUGCGACUGCACCAUGACCACAUACGGCGGCCCCCGCUGCAGUGACCCUGGGACCACAUAUAUAUUUGGGAAGGGAGGAGCUCUCAUCACAUACACAUGGGCACCAAAUGAACGACCAAGCACCAGGGCAGACCGGCUGGCCGUGGGCUUUAGUACUCAGUUGAAAGAUGCCAUCCUGGUGCAGGUGGAGAGCACGCAAGGCCUGGGAGACUUCCUUCAGCUACACAUAGAGCAAGGAAAAAUCUGUGUCAUCUUCAAUGUGGGCACUGAUGACAUCACCAUAGAUGAGCCAGCGGUCAUUGUGAGUGAUGGCAAGUACCACGUAGUGCGCUUCACCCGCAGUGGGGGUAAUGCCACCCUCCAGGUGGACAACCAACCCGUCAUCGAGCGCUAUCCAACAGGCAACUUUGAUAAUGAACGGCUGGCUAUAGCCAGGCAAAGAAUCCCAUACAGACUCGGUCGGGUAGUUGACGAGUGGCUACUCGACAAAGGUCGGCAGUUGACUAUCUUCAACAGCCAGGCAGCCAUUAAGAUCGGAGGCCAAGACAAAGGCCGGCCCUUCCAGGGUCAAAUCUCAGGCUUGUACUAUAAUGGACUGCAGGUGCUGAAGCUGGCAGCUGAGGGUGACCCCAGCGUUAAAGUGGAGGGCAACCUGCGCUUGGUGGGAGAUGCACCAUCAGUAUUGUCCACAGAGACCACCUCGGCCACGCCUCCAGCCGCCAUGGACAUGUCCACCACCAUCAUGGAGACCACCACCACCAUGGCCACUACUACCACUCGAAGGCAGCGCUCACCCAGCCUCAAGGACAGCAUAACACAGCUAAACAUCAGGGGCCAGUUGCACCAGCUGAACAACUCUGAUGACCUGUUGGUGGCAUCGGCAGAGUGCCCCAGUGAUGAUGAGGACCUGGAGGAGUGUGAGCCUGGCACUGGAGGUGAAUUAGUGUUGCCCAUAAUUACCAUGGACACACAAGACCCCCAGUCUGUGGCCCCGCAUUACCCUGCCAUUCCCCCUCCCCCUACAUCUCUGAGCCCCCUCCAGACCACCAAAGAGUCCCUCGUCCUCUCUGAGCCACGGCCGCCAUGCCCUCCAGACCAGGAGGACUGCGGCGAGCCCAUGGAGGUGUCAGCCUUCGGCUCGGGGGAGAUGACUGAGUCCGAUGAUGAGGACUUCUAUAAAAACUCCCCAAUGGUCACUGAUAGGACAGUGCUGCCUCCUCCCCCUGGCGUGGGCAAAAGUGGAGGCCAAAAGCCUGGUGCCCAUCGCCCUCAUGCUCCCCCUGCCCCCCCUGCCCCAACAACCCACCCUGACCAGCUCCACAUCCCUGCGGGUAAAAUGAACACCCGUGACCAGGUGCUCCUCCCCCCAGCCCCAUCUUCCCGCCUCACUCCGGGACUAACUUACCCGCCCGAUUUCCCUCGUGUGCCCACAGCUCGGCCCUCGGCUUCAGUAGAGAGGGGCCUCCCCGGUGCAGUGGAGGUGAUUCGUGAGUCCAGCAGCACCACAGGAAUGGUGGUGGGUAUCGUUGCAGCUGCCGCCCUCUGCAUCCUGAUCCUCCUCUACGCCAUGUACAAGUACCGCAACCGUGACGAGGGAUCCUACCAGGUGGAGCAGAGGCGCGGCUCAGGCAGUGAGAGCAACGGUGCUGUAGUCAAGGAGAAGACGCCGGGCACAACCGCCUCCAUGUCCAAGACCGUCGCAAAGGGAAAGAAAAACAAAGACAAGGAGUAUUACGUCUGAGAGAGGAGUGAGAGAGAAAGAGAGAGAGAAAAAUGGUGGGUUGAUGAUUUUAGAGCGUAAAUCACCUCCUCUUCAUUCUCAUUCUCAAACAUUUAAGCCUUCAGUGAAAUUUCAAAAAGUUAUGACACAGUAAGGGAAAUAUGGAGAGAGAGAGAGAGGUAAGGGAAAGUACUAAUGAUAAAGGAAGUGAAUGGCCAUGUCCUGGGUGUCGAACAUAGCCAUUUUAACCUUAUUUCAUCCCCUUUUGUGCCUCAAGGAGAUCAUCCAUUACAUUCUAGAUGAUGAAAUGCCAUUCAUUCUCUUUGCAAUGAAAAUUGCCGUUUCCAGAGCGCAGGAAACUUUAGAGGUUAAUGAAUCACCAUGGAAAGGGAGAGAACUCCCACCACACUAACUCAUCAGCAGUCCUCUCUAGUGUCUGCUGCUUUCUGAAUCCUUUGGCUAAUUUUAAUGUGAAAUCGAUUAUAUCCUGCAAUUUGAACUAUAUAAAAAAUGUAAUUACCCUUGAUGUCAUUAUUCACACUGAGUGGUAAAUACUGUGUGAAGUAUCAGGCAAGCAAAUGUUCCUGUUAAUUCACUUUUUUCAGAUAUUUAAUUAUGUGCGUGGUAAGAAAAACAGGCCGACAGCUUUUACACUCAAUAUUUCUUUGACCACAUUUCCCACAUUAUGGGGUAUUAGAAAAAGUUUUGAGUAUGUGCUGAGUAGUUUUUGGCCAACUUUAAGUAAAAGGAGAGUGCUAAUUAGCUGCAUGUGUUCUUUAAGAAAUCUAUAUAUGACUCAUCUGACUUGUUAUGCAUUUAAAUGUAAUUGUAUAUUCUCUGCAAUUUAUAGCCAAGAGGCUAACAUGGAGUUGUGACAUGCUUGACUGCUACACCUUACCAUAUUUUCUGAAACCACCUCACCCCCACCCAAUUUCCUCUGCUUAAAAGAUUUCUUUAUAGCCUUAUAUCACUUGUACUAGCAUUAAUGCACCAGGCAAUUUGGUCUUGUAUUUCCUAGGGUUGCAUCGAUACCUUUUUUUUUCAGACUGAGUACUAUGAGUACAUUUUUUUUUUCAUACUCAUCGAUACUAAUACUGAUACCAAAAUGAGUAACCUAAGAUAUAAGAUGUUAUGGUGUUUAAACAGUAUCUUUAAUAGAGAGAGUGUGAUGAUUUCUCUGCAUGCUCGAUUCACUGCUCCAUGCACACGAAUUCACGCCACCUUGUACUCAUUUUAAUGAUAAUGCACUGCUAGCUCAGGUCAGCUGCCUGUUGCACUUUUUAUUAAAGAUAUGAUGUUUAAACAUCAUAAGAUAUUUUAUCAGGUUACUUGUAUUGUAGGAAGAUGCUCUAGUAGCUCCUCUUGAUAUUUUCACAGAGCACAGUUGCAGUCUGCUUUGCUUUGUUUUCCAUCGUUAAUCGUAAAAGAUCGCUGUCAUUUCGUGUCGUCUCUUCAUUAAUGCAACAACAUACAGCAAGCCUACGUCACCUAGUAUUGUGUGAUAUCGGAGGCUGGAAUCAGACACUUUUAUGAAUAUGAGUAAGAGUAAAUAAGAUCAGUAUCAGACCAAUACCUUACACCAGUAUCAGUAUCGAUGCAUCCCUAAUAUUUACAGCAACUAAACUGCACUAUUGGUAAAGUGGAGUUUGAUUUUUGUCUCGUUAUUGUUCACUGUUUCUUGAGCUGAAGCCUUUACUACAGUCCUCAAUCUAAAUCUAAACCUGUCUGUCAGGCCUGAAAAUGUUCUGUCCUUAGGAUACAGUUAUAAUCCAUCAAUGUUUAAUGUUGAAACCAUGUAAUUUACUUAUGAGUAGAUUUUUUCUUUUUUUAACAUUUGCUGCUGCUGUGAUGGUGAUAAUAUUCUCUAGCACUCCUAUGGGAUUUUUGAUAUUUUAGCACCAACUGUAGCAUAUCACCACUCUGGACAUAUAUGGAUAUUACAAUUAGACUAAAAAUACACAAAUUUUAAUAUAUACUUAUGUCACCUUGCAUUGACAAUUGUAGCACCUGCUACAGAGCAAAAAAGUGUCUUAUGGUCCAGAAAAUGUGGUUGUGGUACUGUAAGGGUCAAAGGUAUUGUAAAAGUGUAAAAGAGCAAUGCGCUGUCUUUCUCUCCCUCUCUCUCCCUCUCUCUCACUCUCCAUGGUGCUAACAUGGUCAUUAUCUAUUAGGCUACUUAUUGGUGUUCCAUGCAUGACGUAUUCACAUUUAACUUUUGGGUCAGAGAGUUGUUUGAUAUGAAAUCAUUAAGUUGAUCGUCAUCCUACUGGACAACUCUCGCCCUGUUCCUAGAGAGAUUCAUAGCACCACCUUGUCAUGGACGAAAAAAGAUCUCGGCUAAAGAAACCUAAGAAAGCUGGAGCAAUUAGCAUCAAUAAAAAAACGUUGUAUUUAUGUAAAUACAAGAUUCUGUGGACAUUGCUGACAAUACAUCAGGAUACAGGUUUGUCUGUAUGCGUGUGCGCGUGAGUGUUUCGUCCCUGUUCGUCCUCUAGCAUGAGAAAGACCUAACUAGACUUUGAGACAUCUUUCUCUGCCCCUUUAUUCUUCAAGAAACAAAACUAGAAUCCAACACCUACUGAAUGAGACUGCAGGAAGUGCAUACUGCUUGGAGGGAAGUCAUAUGUGGAGAACUUUUCCUGGCAUCCUUGCUGUGAAAAAAAGGAAAUGACCAACUCUGUGUCAAAAUGCUGGCUCUCCUAUUGCCCUGUUUUGAAGGAAGUGGGGAUAAAAAGUAACCUGUCAACCGAGAACUGCUCUCGUGAAAAGCAUUUCUGUAUAGAGCUACAGGAACUCAAGUCUACAAAAUCUACACUUUUUAUAUAUAAAGAGGGCAUAUCCCUGAAAAGAAAAAAAUGAUGUAAUGUCUAGAUAUUUCUCACAGUCAAUGAUUAUUAUUUUACCAAAACGGCCAUACUUGUUAUCAGAGAAAGGUCUGUUAAAUCCUAUCUCUCCACACAAAAUGUGGUUUUCACAACAAUGAUCGUUUCAGUCACAUCAGGUGAUUUUUCAAAUGUGGAAUCAUAUGAAAUAAAAUGUUUGCAAAUCUAUUUUCACUUUCUUUAAAAUCCAUCAGGAAGAAGAAUUUAGCCAUAUGUCCCUUUUUUGUUAUUUUAUUUUUAAAACAUUGUUUAAAGUUGUAUGGAUUUUUUUUAAACAUGGUUGCCAUUUACAUAGAACAGUCAGAGUAUAUUCCCAUUCUUACUUGUUAUUGUAAAGUGUUCCCGUGAGAUGAAUUUAAAUAUGUGUACAUUGACAGAGGAAAAAAUACACUUGGUUAUAUACUUCUUACAA